CUCAUGUGAAAUAUUUAAAUACUUAAAUACUUAAACCAGUGUGAAACCGGCAUAUUGUGUGUAGCACAACAGAUGUCUAUUCCAUUAUUCAGAUUAAAAAUCGCUGUGUCCAUCUUGCUUGACUACGAGGAAAGACCGUUACACAUGUUACCGUUUGACAGGCAGAGCACGUGACAGGCCCUGAAUAGGAAUAGGAAGACGGCGAGUGGCCACCCACACCCACAACCGUACCAUACACGGUAUCCGGAGAUCAAAGGGUUUCACAGAAUCUACACAUUCGGAAAUUCAAACCCGUAUGUUUAGCUUAACUGGAGAACGCUGUCACCACUAGACUACCCGUUAAAACCAUUGUGCCUGAGAUGGAGACGUCCUUGACCCGGCAAAAAUAUAGCUGUAUCUUCCCUGUUGGAUCUAGUAGCAGGAAAUACAUACAGCAACAGUGACCACGAUCUCAGUGAUGGCGGACACUUCAGACGACAGUUACCUGACAGUGGAACAUCUCCAACCACAGAGAGAAACACCGCCGAUUCCAAGGAGCUUCUGUUCUGCCAAACGGGUCAUCUUUACGACUGUUCUUGUUCUGUCGUUAUCUGCCAAUGCGGCUUUUCUAUUCUAUUUGUACCGUCACCACUUCAAGGACGCCACCAGAGACGAUCAGCCAGUGCAGGUGUCACAAUCGGAAGUUCAUGGAAGCACGUUCUGCACGGACUGCACGGACAUUGGAGUACAUCCGGGCAUGCGAAACAUUUCUGACCUUGAGGAUCUAUUGGUGCAAAUCACUCCCAACUCGUCUUAUCUGUGCUGUCUGAAGAAUGUCCAGGGUCGACAGAUGCUCCUGGAUCUCUUCACUGACCAAUCCAACAACGCAUUCAAAUCCCAACAACCGGGCGCCGGUUUAGUGUUCACUCGUAAGUCCGGAGCCCAUCUGUAUCUGAACUCGGACGCAUCGAAAAAGAGUGGAUCGCUGGAAUGGACUGAUGAAACCCACUGUUCCGCCAACACAAAUGACAGCGUCAUCUACGACAACAAGACACUCCAAAUCAAACGACGCGGCACCUACCGUAUCUACUCCCUCCUCACACUGAAAUCCCAACACUGGCACCGACAACCUGACAACGUCGUACAUGUUAUGAAGAGGAGCAACACAAACCUGCCCAACCUGGGUAGCAUAUACAUCAUCAUGGCCAAGAAGACAUUACCGGAAGUCAGCGGGAGGUUCGUCACGAGUUAUCUGUCCGCGACUGUCAGACUGAGGCAAGGUGAUCACGUGUCUGUAACUGUGAGCAACAUGUCAUAUGUCUACCGGUUUCCGUCAUCUAAUUUCUUUGGUUUGUACUACGUUGGGGAGUGAUCGAAAGCAGUAACAUAUUUCUGUAAAAUCUGUCAACUUUUGCAGGAGAAUCAUAUCAUGUACUUAUAAUGUAGGUUUUAGCUGUUUUAUUGUAACAUAUGAAAAGCAGGUGGUAUACGUCGACAUGCACGAACCGGAUUCCAUGAGAUCCCAAAACACCGGGUUGAGGAAGACCUUUCGAAACCGGAUUUUCAUGGGUAAAAAUUACAUGAGUAUGAUAACUGUACAUCACAUAACGGUACAUUCUGUAACUUACAAUGCCUUCGUAAAAAAUCAAGGGAGUGUCGACCUAAGAAGUUUGGAUACAAUUAUAUGUGUCAACUACAGUCCGUUUGGUUUUACUUGAGGCCGAUGAAUUGCUCACUAACACAAAAUCUAAUGAAUGCAACAAAACCAAAUAUUGCACAGUCACAUGGAAUCGAGAGACCAACUCUGAUAAUUUGUCCCAUAAUUUUGGACACCCGAAUAAAAAUGUUGUUUAACAAACCAUCAUUAUUUUGCUGUCACUUUUCGCUAUUGUUUACGAGGGGGAUCACUUGGGGUGGAACAACAAGCGCGUGUAGUGAAAUUUAAGUUUCACACUUGUUUCUCGCAUAUUUGAGACAAAUCACCAGAGUUGGUCUGUCGAUUUAACGUGACUGUGCAAAAUUUGGUUUUGUUGCAAUUAUUAGAUUUUGUGUUAGUGAGCAAUUCAUCGGUCUCAAAUGAAAUCAAAGGACUGUAGGUCACCGAUCGGGACCAUCCGAUCCGGUCAGUCGUGUCUUACUACAAGACCAGUCCAAUCUCGGAUCACAUAUCUCCACCAGCGUGAACAGUAUUGGCUCAGUGAAGGAACACGCACACGUGAAAUGAACCCAUGUCCCGGUACUGCCUCUAACCACCAGCGUUGGUUCCUGAAGAUCAAUUCUAACCCUAAAUUCACAACAUUGUCUCUUUGAAUCACAACCAUGUAAGAUGAGUUCCCAUGUGACGAUUCUAAUGCCUGCUUAUCGCAAUUGGUGCAACUUUUGCAUAAAGACACAUCUUGUUUGUU
Molecule: messenger RNA, 2384 nt
Organism: Haliotis rubra (blacklip abalone)
Lineage: Eukaryota; Metazoa; Mollusca; Gastropoda; Lepetellida; Haliotidae
Exons: 4
Coding region: 458-1351 (297 amino acids)
Biological process (GO): immune response
Cellular component (GO): membrane
Molecular function (GO): tumor necrosis factor receptor binding
Source: RefSeq, a predicted model, not a curated record